CUCUCAGAUUAAACAUUGGUUUGAUCUGAAACCGAACACGCAACUACAAUGGCUGCUGACCUAAAGAGUAAUGCUAGUCUGCGCUUGACGCAAAUCAAAGACUUCCUGACCCUAAACAAGACCGCGACGGCGAUUCCUUGGGAUCCCGAUUGUACAAUAUUUCCAACCAGGAAGGAGCUUCCCGUUAUUCCUGGAGCGCCCGCAGAAGCCGCUUGGGUCUGGGGUGAGCACGAUUAUAUUGGCCGCCUUAAUCUCCUUACCCCAACGCGUGUGGCAGCUGCUGCAAGAGAAAUCAGGACUGGCGAGAUUGUGCCUGUCAACCUCCCACUAGAUGUUCCCAACCAGCCUGCGUUCGACCGCGAGGUAUUCACGCAUGAGAUCAAGACCGUUGUUGAGGGUAUUGCAUAUGAUGACAUCUACCAUCUGAAUACCCAGAGCGGAACGCAAUGGGACGGAUUCAGGCACUUUGCCCACAUAGCAACCGGGUCGUUCUACAAUGGCACAAAAAGCAGCGAUAUAACCGGCCCAUCGGCAAAUCAUAAAUGCUCCAUUCACCAUUGGGCUGAACAUGGCAUCGCCGGCCGGGGUAUCCUUCUUGACUAUCGUGGCUACGCGCACAAGAAAGGUAUCAACUAUGAUCCAUUUGACUACUACCCAAUCUCAUGGGAAGAGCUCUAUCAAUGUGGCAAAGACCAAGGCGUCGACAUUCGGCCAGCUGCUCAGGGUGGCGAUAUCAGACACGGAGACAUGCUGUUCAUCCGAAGCGGCUGGAAGGAAGCUUACGACAGUAAAAGUGACGACGACCGGACAAAAGCUGCACUGAGGCAUGGAAGUGGGAAAGACGGAGAAGAUGGGCAGCGGUACGCGGGUCUGAGCCAGGAGCCAAAGAUUCUGGACUGGCUGCAUGAUUGUUACUUUGCUACAGUUGCAGGGGAUGCUCCCGCUUUUGAGGCAUGGCCUACGCAUGAAGAUUAUUACUUGCAUGAAUAUCUUCUCGCGCUUUGGGGCGUGCCGAUCGGGGAGAUGCUCGAUCUCGAGAAGCUCGCUCGAAUGUGUCGGGAGAGGAACAGGUGGUUCUUCUUCUUCACUUCUGCACCGGCCAAUUGCCCAGCUGGUGUGAGCUCGCACGUCAAUGGAACAGCAAUAUUCUAAGCGUAGAGCACAAAUUUUGAAACAUAAGUAGCCAGUAGAAGAGCCAAGAAAGGACACUGGCGCCUGUAUAUGGGAAAUCUCGAGACACUAUAGAACUUUGACUCAAGGCUCAACUAGAUCAACGAUGUGCACGUAUGGCAGAAAUCCAAAUCCAGCUUCAAG
This is a messenger RNA of Dothidotthia symphoricarpi CBS 119687, 1314 nucleotides long. RefSeq lists its product as uncharacterized. The record is from RefSeq and is a predicted model, not a curated record. The coding region runs from base 49 to 1152 and encodes 367 amino acids. The transcript has 6 exons. NCBI's taxonomy places the organism in Eukaryota, Fungi, Ascomycota, Dothideomycetes, Pleosporales, Dothidotthiaceae. Gene Ontology annotation, molecular function: arylformamidase activity.